Molecule: messenger RNA, 924 nt
Organism: Macrosiphum euphorbiae (potato aphid)
Lineage: Eukaryota; Metazoa; Arthropoda; Insecta; Hemiptera; Aphididae
Source: the annotation of a GenBank genome assembly
AUGCUUAAGUUCACGGGGCAAAAGCUGCAGUUGCUGGACGAUUAUGAUAUGUUGUUGAUGUUCGAGAAUGGCAUACGUGGAGGAUUGGUGCAGGCAAGUAAGAGGUACGCGAGGGCUAAUAAUGACAAGACCCCGGAUUAUGACGAGACAAAAGAUAAAUCAUGGAUAAUAUAUCAGGACUGUAAUAACAACUUGUACGGAUGGGCUAUGUCACAGUGCAUGCCGUACGGUGGGUUCAAAAAUCUACAGCAGGCGAUUAAGAAUGGGCUGAUAGUUGAAAAAGUGCACAGAGUUAUUCACUUUAACCAGUCAGAUUGGCUGGCUAAAUAUAUUAAGUUGAAUACAGAGAUGAGGAAAAGAGCUACAAACGCGUUUGAGAAAGAUUUUUUUAAGCUGAUGAACAACGCUGUAUUUGGGAAGACUAUGCAAUCGAAGAGGAAGGAGAUGAAGAUGGAGUUGGUGUCAUGCGAAUGGAGGUUACAGAAAUUGAUAAAUAAGAGCACAUUCAAGUAUUGUACUAAUUACAAUGAGAACCUGAACGCUGUCGCACUGGAGAACAAAAUUAUUAAAUUUGAUAAACCUAUAUAUAUUGGAUUCGCUGUACUAGAUAUUUCAAAAACAAUGAUGUAUGAUUAUCACUAUAAUGUUAUGCAGAGACAUUAUGGAGACAAAAUUAAAUUGAUGUACACUGACACAGAUUCAUUGAUAUAUUAUAUUGAAACCCAAGAUUUUUAUGUAGACUUGGCUGCUAAUUCUAAUCUACUGGACCGGAUGGACACUGCUAACCUGCCUCGUGACCACCCAUGUUAUAUAGCAGAUAGAAAGAAGGAGCCGGGACUCUUUUCCGAUGAGUAUUUGUUCGAACGCGGAACGGGUUUGCCGCCAAAACAAAGGCAAAAGCACGGACACUCCAAGUCACGUUAG